Cuculus canorus (common cuckoo) is the source of this 13491-nucleotide messenger RNA. It is a transcript of the gene PCDH10, whose product is annotated as protocadherin 10. The transcript is spliced from 7 exons. Gene Ontology annotation, cellular component: plasma membrane. Gene Ontology annotation, molecular function: calcium ion binding. The coding region runs from base 44 to 3274 and encodes 1076 amino acids. NCBI's taxonomy places the organism in Eukaryota, Metazoa, Chordata, Aves, Cuculiformes, Cuculidae. Gene Ontology annotation, biological process: homophilic cell-cell adhesion. The record is from RefSeq and is a predicted model, not a curated record.
GAGGUGGUGUCGGGGAGGGGGGGAUCUCUUUCCCCGUUUGGAGAUGAUCGUGCUAUUCCUCUUUGCCUUGCUCUGGAUGGUGGAGGGGGCUCUUUGCCAGCUCCAUUACACGGUGCAGGAAGAGCAGGAGCAUGGCACGUUCGUGGGGAAUAUCGCCGAGGACCUGGGCUUGGACAUUACAAAACUUUCGGCUCGCCGCUUCCAGACGGCGCCCAACUCCCGCAGCCCUUACCUGGAGCUCAACCUGGAGACCGGGGUGCUCUACGUGAACGAGAAGAUCGACCGGGAGCAGAUCUGCAAGCAGAGCCCUUCCUGCCUGCUGCACCUGGAGGUCUUCCUCGAGAACCCCCUCGAGCUGUUCCAGGUGGAGAUCGAGGUGCUGGACAUCAAUGACAACCCGCCUUCCUUCCCGGAGCCCGACCUCACCGUGGAGAUCUCGGAGAGCGCCACGCCGGGCACCCGCUUCCCGCUGGAGAGCGCCUUCGACCCCGACGUGGGCACCAACUCCCUGCGCACCUACGAGAUCACCCCCAACAGCUAUUUCUCCCUCGACGUGCAGACGCAGGGCGACGGCAACCGCUUCGCCGAGCUAGUGCUGGACAAGCCCCUGGACCGGGAGCAGCAAGCGGUGCACCGCUACGUGCUGACGGCGGUGGACGGCGGGCAGCCCCAGCAGCGCACCGGCACCGCCCUGCUCACCGUCAGGGUGCUGGACUCCAACGACAACGUCCCCGCCUUCGAGCAGCCCGUCUACACCGUGUCGCUGCCGGAAAACUCGCCGCCGGGCACCCUGGUGCUGCAGCUCAACGCCACCGACCCGGACGAGGGCCAGAACGGCGAGGUGAUCUAUUCUUUCAGCAGCCACAUCUCCGCCCGCGCCCGGGAGCUCUUCGGCAUCGCGCCGCGCACCGGGCGGCUGGAGGUGAGCGGCGAGCUGGACUACGAGGAGAGCAGCGUCUACCAGGUGUACGUGCAAGCCAAGGACCUGGGUCCCAACGCCGUGCCGGCGCACUGCAAGGUGCUGGUGCGGGUGCUGGACGCCAACGACAACGCGCCCGAGAUCAGCUUCUCCACCGUCAAGGAGGCGGUGAGCGAGGCGGCGGCGCCGGGCACCGUGGUCGCCCUCUUCAGCGUCUCGGACCGCGACUCGGAGGAGAACGGGCAGGUGCAGUGCGAGCUGCUGCAGGGCGACGCGCCUUUCCGCCUCAAGAGCUCCUUCAAGAACUACUACACCAUCGUCACCGAGGGGCCGCUGGACCGCGAGCAGCCCGGGGGGGACGCCUACACCCUCACCGUGGUGGCCCGGGACCGCGGGGAGCCGCCGCUGAGCACCAGCAAGUCCAUCCAGGUGCGGGUGAGCGACGUGAACGACAACGCGCCGCGCUUCAGCCAGCCCGUCUACCAGGUGUACGUGAGCGAGAACAACGUGCCCGGCGCCUACAUCUACGCCGUCAGCGCCACCGACCGGGACCAGGGCGCCAACGCCCAGCUCGCCUACUCCAUCCUGGAGAGCCAGAUCCAGGGCAUGUCCGUCUUCACCUACGUCUCCAUCAACUCCGAGAACGGCUUCCUCUACGCCCUGCGCUCCUUCGACUACGAGCAGCUCAAGGAGUUCAGCUUCCAGGUGGAGGCGCGCGACGCCGGCGAGGAGCCGCAGCCGCUGGCCGGCAACGCCACCGUCAACAUCAUCGUGGUGGACCAGAACGACAACGCCCCCGCCAUCGUCAGCCCCUUGCCCGGUCGCAACGGGACCCCGGCGCGGGAGGCGCUGCCCCGCGGCGCCGAGCCGGGCUACCUGGUGAGCCGGGUGGCGGCGGUGGACGCCGACGACGGCGAGAACGCCCGGCUCACCUACAGCAUCGUGCGGGGCAACGAGGCCAGCCUGUUCCGCAUGGACUGGCGCACCGGCGAGCUGCGCACGGCCCGCAGGGUGCCGGCCAAGCGCGACCCGCAGCGCCCCUACGAGCUGGUCGUCGAGGUGCGCGACCACGGGCAGCCGCCGCUCUCCUCCACCGCCGCCAUCCAGGUGGUGCUGGUGGAGGGCGCGGGGGAGCGCCCCGGCGGAGGAGGAGGAGGAGGAGGAGGUCUGGGAGCGGGGGCGGGCGCGGGCGGCGGAGGGUCCGGCGAGCAUCGCCCCAGCCGCUCCGGGGGUGACGCCUCGCUCGACCUCACCCUCAUCCUCAUCAUCGCGCUGGGCUCCGUCUCCUUCAUCUUCCUGCUGGCCAUGAUCGUCCUGGCCGUGCGCUGCCAGAAGGAGAAGAAGCUCAACAUCUACACCUGCCUGGCCAGCGACUGCUGCCUGGGCUGCUGCUGCUGCUGCCCCUGCUGCAGCCGCCAGGCGCGGGCUCGCAAGAAGAAGCUCAGCAAGUCGGACAUCAUGCUGGUGCAGAGCUCCAACGUGCCCAGCAACCCGGCGCAGGUGCCGGUGGAGGAGUCGGGCAGCUUCGGCUCCCACCACCACAACCAGAACUACUGCUACCAGGUCUGCCUCACCCCGGAGUCCGCCAAGACGGACCUGAUGUUCCUCAAGCCCUGCAGCCCCUCGCGCAGCACCGACGCCGAGCACAACCCCUGCGGGGCCAUCGUCACCGGCUACGCUGACCAGCAGCCCGACAUCAUCUCCAACGGCAGCAUUCUGUCCAGCGAGACAAAACAUCAGCGUGCUGAGCUCAGUUAUCUAGUUGACAGACCCCGACGAGUAAACAGUUCUGCAUUCCAGGAAGCAGACAUAGUAAGCUCUAAGGACAGUGGUCAUGGAGACAGUGAGCAAGGAGACAGUGAUCAUGAUGCCACUAAUCGAGGUCAAUCCUCUGUUUCUUUUUCUCUCAUGCUUGCAGGCAUGGAUCUCUUCUCCAAUUGCACGGAGGAAUGUAAAGCACUGGGCCACUCAGAUCGGUGCUGGAUGCCUUCCUUUGUUCCAUCUGAUGGACGCCAAGCUGCAGAUUACCGCAGCAAUCUGCAUGUACCUGGCAUGGACUCCGUUCCAGACACUGAAGUGUUUGAAACACCAGAAGCCCAGCCGGGGGCAGAAAGGUCCUUCUCCACCUUCGGCAAAGAGAAGGCCCUUCACAACACUCUGGAGAGGAAGGAGUUGGAUGGACUGCUGUCUAAUACACGAGCGCCUUACAAACCACCAUAUUUGAAACAUGGGUGGCAGCAGAGUAAUCCCCAUCCUACAUCCCCCAGCCCCAGCCCCAGCCGUGUGUCUCACCCUUUACCUGGAUACACCACUACAAAGGCACUUGCCAUCUCUGGAUCUCAAAGUGGAUUAUAAAGAAUAGUGAUUUAAACCUUCCUGCACCUCUAGGAGAUGGCACGGAAAAGGAUAUGCUAGUCACUUCUACAGGACUUACCUGAAGCAGCAUGAUUUGCACAAAAGUCGACCAACAAAAAGCAUCAACUUUCAACUUCAUUAUCUUGGCCAUCCAGUUCUGUGUAACUGAAGGAUUUGUGUGCUGUUGGAGACAUCAUGGCCAACAAUAGGACCUAAUUGCUCUCAGCAGGCCUGAGAAAUGAGUUGAAAUGUGUAGAACUGUAGAAACUUCAGAGGCAACUGAUCUUGCCUCUCUGAUCAGUGUGUGCCUGUUUACAGCACUAUAUAUCUUUCUCUCUCCAAAAUGUCACUGAGCCCUUUAGAUGUUUAUAUUCACCACAAGAAGCCAAUCGUACGGAUAAAAGAAAUGUGCAUUAUAAAUGCAAUAUCACUGUUUUAAACUUGACUGUUUUAUAUUAUUUUUGUGUGAUCAAGUGUUCCCCAAACUAUUCCAACUUUACAAGAGAGAUUGUGAUCAUGUUCUUUUCACAUGUGGGUCAUAAAAAUGUUGUUAAUCUGAAGGCCCGCAAAAUUAUCAAAGACAUUCUGUAGUUUAUACACCGUGUUGCAAAGUGUUUACUGUACUAUUUCAAAGCUUCUAAAUAAAUAUAAAAUAUAUAUAUAUUAUAUUAUAUAUAAUUUUCCGAAAAACGUGGUACAACUUAGUUGAUUUUUAAUGGAUUCAUACAGUCUACACCAUACACUAAAAUGAGAAGGUAAUUCAGGGUUCCUAAGCUAUCCUUGGUAAAAACAAAAAUAAAAUAAACCUUUACUAGUACUUCCCCGAUAUUCAUAAUGCGGUCAAUCCUGUUUUUCCUGUUUAAAAAAAAAAAAAAAAAAAAGCUGUAAGCAACAACAUUUUGUCUAAAAGCUGUAACGAAUUUUCAAUGCCAAAGAUGCAGCUGUCAAUAUUACCAGAAUGAGCGCUAUGUACUAUCAGAGGUAUAAACCACUCUCCAUUAUUUUGAUUAUAUUUCUAUGGUUUUUAAUUUGGAAUCACAGAAUCUUUUAUAAGGCUCUAUAAACUCACCUGUAUAUGUUGUUAAAAAGAACACUGGGUGUCUGUACAUUUUGCAAUGUAAGAUAUAAUGUAAGUGAAGUUAAGUAUUUUAAGAAAAUCAUCCCAGACUCAUAAGUAUACAUACAUACAUACAUACACACACACGCAAACACACAUGCACAUCUCUCUGACGUAGUUUUGUGAAACUAUACCAAUAUAUUGCCUAAAAAUAUUUCUCUUGUGGCUAGGAAUAGUUGUUGAUAGAAUUCAAAUUACCGAGGCAAAGCAUAUGCCAAACUAUUGACUCUUUUAUCACAAAGGAGAUUUGAAAUUAGGAACAUGGCACAUUCUCAGCUGACCUUUCUUCCACUGGAGCUAAAAAGGGGUUGGCUAUACCAUCUUUGUUGGGAAAAGGAUUAAACCCUUCCAUAUAAUCUUUAUGUUCUGUAAUAAUUCUGUGGUCUGAAACAGUAUCUUAGAGCGUUUCUUUUCUAUGAAAUAUUGAAAAAGGUAAACUUUCGAGGAUAAAGUUUAAAAUUACUUUCAUGUCCAUGGAGUUUAAGUACCAUUUACUAAAUGUAAAAAUCUAGUAAAAUGUUUUUUUCUUUUUUUUUCUUUUUGUAUUGUGUUUUUUUUUCCCCGCUGUAUCUCAAUAUGUCAAAUAUUGAAAACAAAUUAGAGAACACUGUGUUAUCAACGAAUGUCUAACCAAAUCUGAACAAAUUCCUAGCGAUGAUUCAAUAUUAAGACAAGAGAAAAACCUCUAAUUGAUUUAAGUGGAAUUUGUAUCAUGCCAUUUUAUAGAAAUUCUGAUAUCCCCACCAAUGCUGCCGGAGAAUGAAUGUGUGAGAAGCUGAUUUUAGCCACUGCUAUGUCAUAAUAGUUUGAGUUUCUCCCUUUUGUUAUUUUAUAUAUAUAUAUAGACAGUUUCUAUUAGAUAGGAGUAUGUAAAUCAUCUGUACAGAAACCAUCCUGCUAUGAAUCCAAACAAAGCUUCCGAUCAAUUUGUGAGAGUUUGUUGUACAAAUGGCUACUGGACCGAACCCUGAAGUUAUUAAUUUAAUACUCCGAACAACAACAGCAAAAAACCGCUUAUUGAACAUUUUUAAUGUGUACAUUUAGCACAUUUGUAUACCUACAAAUAUUUUGUAGGAUCCUUUUUAAAUGUGUACAUUAUACAAAAAAUCAAAAACAGCACCAAUAGCUAUUGGUUUGAGCAAACACAACAGGGAAGUGUUUCUCUAGCUGUAGGUAGUGGGACUUUUAGUCACCUACAUGCUUCGUUAAUUUUAUUACAAAAAGCAAUGAAAUAUAGGACAAAUAUUUCAUUCAAAUGAGGGGUUUUUUAAGUCUUGUUUCUGGUUUUAAAUCAAGAAAGUGCUUGCCCUUCUUAGAACUAUUUUUUCCUUUAUUUCCAUGUAUCUUUUUAAUAUUGGACAUAUACUGUAAAUUAAGGUUGUUUUUAGACUUUGGGAGGAAAAGGAGAUAUUUUUCCUUUCUAUUUCAUGGACAGUUGUAGUGUUUUUAUUCAAUGAAAUUGCCUUCAUAUUUUUCAUGCCAGUUUUUCUGAAAAAAUUAACCUUACUAUAUACCCCAUACCCCGCCAUUCAUUUCAGUAACUGAACUCUUUCCAUGAACUAUGUAUGUGAUAUACAUAUCCAUUUCUUUUCUUUUUUUUUUUUUUUUUUAAUGUUAAAUAAUGUCAACAUCAGUCCAUCCAGUCACAGAAAUCCUUUUGAUUUCAUUGGGGGAGUACCAGAGGGAAUCAUGACAGGAAGCAGAACUGUUGAGGAAAAGAAAGUUUUUAGGUACUACGGCCUGGGCUCCCAAGAUAAAGAUAUAGCUUUUGCCGAUUCCACUAGCUCAUUGUGAAUCUCAGUCUGAUAACAUUUGACAACGCAAGCUUUAGGACACAUUAAGAAGCAGUGCAUAGCUGCUGUGUCCCUAAAGGAGUACUAAGAAACGUAUUUGGCACCACGGAAGCUCAAUUUCUUCCAUGUUUCUUUGUUUUAGUGGGGAAGAUACCUGUUGCAUCCAGCCAGCUCCCACUGACAUUGACUUGUUCAGCAUCUCCCAUAUAUUUCAUCAUGCCACUAGGUGCCUAUCUGCAGUGAUAGGUAUGUAAAUGCCUUUAAACAUUAGCUUUUGUAUUUGCCUCUUCCUUUAAGCAUAUGUGAUGCAAAUGUCUAAGGACUCUGAUUUGCAUAUUGGACGCAAAAGUAAACUGAAGCGGUGAGAAAAUGUUUAGAUUGGAUGUUGAGGUUCUGAGAUCUUCAUUAAAUGCUUUUAAAAAUAGUUCAAAAACUGCCUGUCAGGGAUGAUAUAAGUGUACUUAAACUUGCCUCAGAGAAAAAGCACGGGCUAGACUCUCAGUCCUGUUGUUCUGUAAUUCCUACUAGGGCAUGCUAAGUGUUGGAGGAUGUGAUCUGUACACAGCUGUAGGGAUAAGAAAGUUUUAUCCUUCAGUUAGGUAUCAAAGCAAUAGUUAAUGUUAAAUUUACAAUUUAUGAGCAUAAUAGAACAAGCUGUCUGUGUGAAGAAGUGUCUUUGGAGUAAAUUAGAGUUCCAGCACAGAAGACAGGAUCUUAUAAAAGGUAACAAACUGGAAACAGAUCUGUAAACAUUUUUUUAGUUUGAAAAAAAAAUAUUGGUAUAUAUAUAUAUAUAUAUAUAUAACAAUGGAUUUCUAAGCAGCUUGCCUAUUAGAUUUCUUCCAAACCAGACUUUAGUUUCUUCCAGAUGGAUUCUUACAGAACUUAGAAACACUGAAAUAUUUCACUACUUGAAAGAAAAUUUGAGUUAUUUAAUGCAAGUUUUUACAAAGCUGCCUAUUGAGAAAAAUAAGAAAAAGAAAAGAGAUAUUUCCAUUAAUACAUUCUCAGCUGAUUUGAAAAAGAUAUAGUAAUUUUUCAUCAGUAUCGUUGCAAAAUUAAGUGGAACGACAAUGAACAGAUAAACACAAUUUGUAAAGAUUGUGCUUCCUGCAUUAUAGUCACUUAUAGGGGGGUUGGGAAGGAGGAGAUAUGUGUGUUUGUGUGUGUGUGUGUAUGAUUAUAGUUCAAGUUCUGGUAAGUUGCCACUGGAUUUUUUUCUUAUGGGAGUACACUCCUAUUAGUAAAUGCAAACAGAAGCGCACAUGUGAUACUACAAAGUUAGACUCGUUCCUUAGUGUAGAAUGGAGUUUUGCAGUCAAGAUCUGAAUUCAGCCCCUUCUUUGUGCAUUAUACCUACAACCAAGCACACAUGUCACUAUUUGACUUUCCAAAUAUUACCUGCUCAUAGUGGGCUUCUUUUUUUUCAGUACUAUCAUUCCUCAGGGUAACGGGUGGAUAAAUAGAUAGUCUUCCUAGGCUGAUAAAUUGUCAUUGCAGUUUUGCAACACUAUUACAUAUUUGUAUGUCUUACAUGGAGAAAACCAAUCAUAUCCUGCCAUUGUUCCAUGUUAAAGUCUGGAGUUUUGUGGCAUUCGGACUUUUGAAUUAAAAUUUAUACAAAGUCAUAGGGGUCAAAAUUAGCAUCUUUGAUAGACAUCUAGUUAUUACAAUUUGAUUACAAAACAUUGGCAUCAGAUAUUUAUAAAGAACAGAAUGCUAUUUAUUCUAUUUGAAGUAAUGUAAAAGACAGCCAGUAAGAUUUUAUUAUAAUAUUAAGCUAUGAGAAAUUCUGAAACUGUGAGUUAAAUCCAUUGCACUGAUCCCUACAAUCAGAGCUCAAAUUAUUUUUAAAGAGCUCCUUCAUUUUCUUGUCUUUAAUCUGCUAAUCUGUAUUGGUAUGAAAUGGAUACAUAUAUAUAUAUAAACAAAUGCAUCCAUUAAAAUCCAUUGUUGAGCAUCUGUGGUUUUGUAGAUAUCCUCAUAUGUAAGAAAUGAGCAAGAACUAACUUGGACAGCUUUCUUUAAUUGAAAUGGUUUUUGAAUUUGAAUUUGUUAAUAAAGUUCAUGAUAUUGACAGACAUCAGGAAAAAACUGUUUAUGUGGGUUAGUUCUCCAGAAGGCAAAUGCUUCAUUUAGGAAGCAUCCUUUAAAACAUGUGUAAAUGUGAGUGCUGGAAAUCUUGCUGAGUCAAGAUGAAACCUACUGUGCUAAAGCUUUCUUGUUCACUGUGUCAGCACUAAUUAAAGCAUCCUCUGGAUGUUAACCACCUAAGCCAAUCAGAAGAUAUCAAAAAUGGCAAACAGGAUUGAGAUAUCAUUUACCAUACUUACUAAAGAGAGCUGAAGGUAAAUAGGUGAAUAUAGACUAAAAUAUUUAUGUGUAUUAUAUAAUAUGGAGAAGUCAGUCAAGCAAAACAAACAUUUAAUGAAAGUACGCAUCCAAAUACAUGCAGUUCAAAGAUUAAAGUUCAUCAAAUGCUCAAAUUAAAGGUGUGUUUUCUAUAACUCGUUUUUAAGUUUCACUGACAGCAGAGAGUAAUGUAUUGUAAAACAAAGCCUUACGACAACGUGGUGAAGGGAAUGUAACCAAACCAACCUUAAGCUUUAGAAGUCUUGGAUCCCAACAUUCAGGUUGCAAAACUGAACUGAUUUUCAUAUGCAUCAGAGCCUAAUUCCAUUAAAGGCAAUGGCCCAAGUGACAGUGAUUUGAAGGAGAGCAGAAGGAAGUUUUCAUUUCUUUCGUUAUGCACAUGCAUUUUUAAGCAAGAGCAGCGUACAAUAAAAUUAUUUGACAUAGAAAAAGGGAAACUUCGCAAGCUCUGCUUUUAACAAGCUACACAAUCAGUUUUGGAAAUUUGGACGUGGCUGUGUAUCAGUUUAAGAGAGACACACUUCUAAUAAUUUUAAAGCAAAAUAAAACAAUGGAUUAAAUGAUAGCACUGUUCAGCUUUUCUAAGGAGAGAAAGAAAUGCAGUUCUGAGCAGAUAUAUUCAUGCUUUUACUAUGCAGAAAGGCAGAGAAUUAAAAGUUAAUUGGAGCAGAGUAUUCUUACACUACCAUAGCUAGUGGCUGAAAUUGUAAGCAAAGCAAGAAAAUAAAAUACCAACCUCAACAAUGAAUGUUUUGGAAAGUUGUGCUUUGGAAGACAUCAGACAGAUCCUAAGCACAUUAUAUCCUUUCAGACCUAAACCGAAACUUAUUAUCUUUUCUGGUCUAACUUUUACUUGGAGUAGAAAAGCAGUCCUCUGAAGGGUUUGUGUGCUCACCUUUGUGUUUGGGAAAUAUUCCCAUUUCAUGUGAACAGGAUAGAGAAAAGACCUAUAUGAAGUCUAACGUCAAAAUGCUCUAGUAAUUCCAUCUCCACCACUGCAGCUUUUCUAGACAGGUAUCAGAAAAAUUUAGGGCAGAAACUUUAUGGGUUGCUGACAGAAGAGCAGUGUUCCUCUGUGAAAAAGAGAGAGAGAAAAAAAAAGAGAACAUUCCCUGAUUUUCUGAGUCUCGCAGAUGACAUUGGUACUUAAAUAGCUCUUUGUUCAGGAAUAAAUAUCACAAAAGAGAAAGAUUUCACCAUGAGGGCAAUAUAUUUGUUGUUGCUUAUGCUAUCUCCAAAAAAAUGAUGAAUGCAAGCAAACAUUCUCCUGCUGAGACCCCUGAAGAUGAGGCUAAAUUAUGCCCGUGGAGCUUAUGGCCAUUUAGUUUUCGUAAGAGGCUUGCUUUGAUUUAUAUGCUGACUGUCAACAAAGAAAGAGAAGUGAGACAGAGUGCUGGAAGUAAAAGAUAGUUAAUUAAUAUAAUCAAGGGAGAAAAUGCAAUAUACCUUGUAAUGAUAUCAUUAAAUUUCACUGAGUUUCUGGAAACAAUCUGUUAAAAAGCAAACAAACAAACAAACAAAACCCCCAAAAUAAAAAACAAAUCCACUCCUUGACAUGCCAAGUACACAUUUAAAUUAGAUCAGUCCCAGCUGAGUUGAAAAAUAAUGGCAUGGGAGGUAGCUUAUUCUUUCUUACAACUGUUUCCAGGGGACAGUGGAGUUCAGCCCUGGCUUCCAGCACCUCCCUUCGAAUAGGGCUGGGCUGAGGCUGAGACGGGUGUCUAGCAGACGGGCAGGGGUCAGGAUCAGUCCUGGUGCUUGAUCCAGGGCCAGACCGAGACUCGGGACAGUGGCCCACCCCAAAGAACAUCAGGGAGCCUCUCCCCACAGCCCCUGGUGGGAUAGGGCCACCCUUUGCUGUGCUGCUGCUGGGCCAGUUCCCAGCCCACUAAAAUCAUCCGCCCAGGAGGGUUUCUCACCCUGUUGUGAAAACUUAACAAUUUACAGACUUCCUUCCCAGAUAUAUUAUUAUAUUCUGCUUCAAAUACUAUUUUUUAGUGAGUGUUACUUCAUUGUGGUGUUUACUAUUUAUGUCAGCUAGUUUUUUGGGGGCUGCUGGCAUUGCUUGUAGUUAAGUAAUAGACUUUCCAGCCUAACUUUUAAAUUAUGCCUUUAUAGUCACAGGUGGAAUGCAAUUAGCCUUUGUCAUAUAGAAAUUCAUGUUAAGGUUUCUGGGUUUAAUUUUGCUCCUUUAAUUGUGCUCCUUUAAUUCCUGUUGUCAAUUCAUGUGUGACAACACAGGAAUUAAUUUCAUUUUGUUAUUAAUUAAGUAAAAUUUUACUUUAUUUAGUAAAUCUGAUCCAAGGAGUACCACUUAUCCAGAAAAAAAUCUUCAGGCAAAAGCAUAUAAUUUACCUUUUGUCUUUCUAAUGUACAUUGUUACCAGACCUUUACUGUUCAGGGAGAAGGAUGUGAAAUGCAGUAACAGAAAAAUAUUUGAAUGAUGCUUUACUGGAUUGGGGAAAUCUAUUUCCUGUUUUCACUCUAUGCCGGGUAAACUGGAAACCACCUCUUGCAUACAAACUUGUCGAGUGUUUAAUUCUUCAUUUGCAGAGUGAAAUCUACAGCUUCACUGAACAUGCUGCUAAUAUUCACAGAUCUAAAGCUUCAGGAAAAAAACAAACCCAAAAAUCUGUCUUACUGUUCUCAUCCAAAAAAAUAACCUUGAGCACUGGAAAAUCUAUUUGUAGCUGGAAAUGAAGAAACCCAAACAUUUAGUUCAAAGUUAGAUUUCUAUUCACCGCUGUUCCACAUGCUUUCUAUCCUUUAUUCGUUAGCAAAAUAUACUGCAGUGUUAUGACAGAGGUCUGGAUCACUGUCCUUAUUUUGCUGAAGCUUAAUUAAGAAAUUACAUAAUGCCAUUUAUUGUAGAGGUGGGAAUAACACCUAGUUCCUAAAUCAAAAUAACAAGAAAAAAAACACCACCACAACAGUCAUUAGAAUAUAAAAUUAUGUAAAACUACAUGGGUGCUACAAUACUGAUAUCUCCCUGCAUGCAGGUUAAUGAGCUAACUAGUAGUCUAGAGAGCAAUAUGUAAUCUGGUGCCCUUGGUCUCUCUGUCAAAGGAACAUAUAAUUAUUCUUUUCAAAUUGGGAUGGCUUCAAAGAGAAAAAUGAAGACAUCAUCAUCUUUCCACUCAGAGCCUAAAGCCUUUUGGAUACGAUGAUUGGGGAGGGUUGGGAAAAGCAAAUUUGGUUUAGAUCCCAUCAUAAAAAAAGAAGCAUUUGUUCUCAGUGGCCAACAUCAUGGACAAAUAUUGUGAUCUGUAUGGUGUAAAAAAAAAAAGGGCCUCUAUAAGCAUAUGCUUCUCUGGUAGCUUUCUGUUCAAUACAUGUCUUCCCAGAACACUUAAAAAUAGGAUCCUGGUUUGUUGAGGUGUUUAUUAAGAUGUUGAACACUAAGUACCGGAGCAGAUAGCAUGGCUCUUGGAAUAUUUUUUCAGAGUGUGAGAAAACCAUAUUCAGUUUUCUCCAUCUCAGAUGUUUUCUGCAUCCACAGCCAGCUGAGUUUCUAAACAGCAAGUUAGAGGAUAAUCUCCUGUUUUGCUGUUCCAGCCUACAAAAGUACUUAAAUAUUUCUUGGUGCAGGAACUAGGCACAUGUGCCACCUUCUAUACCUAAUCACUGAUUAAAUAUAGACUCAUUUGCUCGCUCUCCAGUGAGUAUUUGGUAUUGCGUAAAAAAAUUUGUUCGGUAGGUGUUUGUUUGUGACACAUGGAGUGACCCUAGGUGCGUUGCAGAACCAUUAGAGAGCUUGCCCUCUUGCCAAAGGGAGCAAACCACUCCUGACAUAUUAGUCACAUAGAUGAAUGUAUUACCAGAAAAUACUCAUAUGUAACGGCUGUAAGGGCACUCUAAAAGUCUUAUAGUAGCAGAAUAUAUUACUGGGAAGGGCUUACCGGGUAUUUACUCGGCAGAUGCUGAAAAGUUCAGAGACUCUGGACAACUGGAUAAAUUUCCAGAAGGUUAAGUUUUCCCUAGGUCAUCCUAUAGAUAACAACAGAAUUAGGGUACCACUUAAUUUGGGAAUCUAAUUCACCGUUUCUCUGGAAUAAGUACCCACACACUGGAAAGACACAGAGGAAAAAAUAAAACAAGAAUGUGGCUUCCAGAAUUGCUGGUAUAAAAAGAGGGUUUGCCCACCCCUCUGACUUCCUUGGACUACUUCGAUGCCCUCAGAUAUCCCGGGGCUGCAUCUCACCAUGGUUCCCCUCACCAGGCCUGAUGCUGACCUCCACUCGUGGGUCAAUGUUCCAGCCCUUCCUUGGCACAGCUUUGUGCCCAGGGAGGUGCUUAAUGCCAAGGGCUGUGGCUGUCCCUGGCUGCUCUCUGCCUGCCCUGCUUCUGGCUGGACCAGUGGAAUGGGAUCUGCCAUGACGUUCCCAGACACCCCCUAGCUCCUCAGCACCCUGACACUGGGAGGUCAUUGUACUUUGAAUGUCAUUACUAAUACAUGUUUACCCAACAUUUUUUUACAGACUGUAUUAAUGCCAGACACAAUGUGUUGUAAAAAAGAGAUCCCAAAGAUGAUGGGAAAAGGAAUCAUUCAUUUUGAGAUGGAGCUUUGUUUCAAUAAUUUUAUUUCCUUGAUGUUGUUAUUGUAAAAUACUAGAGUAUUUAGAUUGCAGAAUAAUAGUGGUUUCAAAUAAAUCAAACAAGAACGUUUCCUGAGCAUAUCUUGUCACUAAUGUUACUCAAGGUCCUUGUUUUAUUUUCUUGGUCUUGGUUUGCUUUACAAGGAAAAACCUUUCACCUAUAACAAUUCCAUCUCUCCAUCUUUCCCCAAUCUCCUCACCCUCCAAGAUACUUUAAUUGACCUGACAGUAUCUUGAAGAAAUAAGAUAAUGAGAGAAACUGUAGGAGACAAUUUUUGUAAACUUGUUGCUGUGCGAGUAAAUUCUGGUUCAGUCUAAAUAAACCAAGGAGAAUAAAGG